Molecule: messenger RNA, 1569 nt
Organism: Nematostella vectensis (starlet sea anemone)
Lineage: Eukaryota; Metazoa; Cnidaria; Anthozoa; Actiniaria; Edwardsiidae
Product: transmembrane protease serine 6
Exons: 6
Coding region: 370-1290 (306 amino acids)
Biological process (GO): proteolysis
Molecular function (GO): serine-type endopeptidase activity
Source: RefSeq, a predicted model, not a curated record
UCGUUAAAAAACGGCUCUCAGCUGAUGUUUAGUCCAAACAAAUCAUAAACUUGGAUAGCAAUUUAGUUAGAAACCCUGUUAUGAAUGGUCGAUUUAGGCGGGCAGAUAUAAAGAAAAACUAGCACGGAGCAGGUGUAUUUCCACGCAGCGGGCAUUUUGGAGCUUACGAAAUAGAAAGCUGAAGGUUGUUGACUUUUGAGUACUGUGCGAGCCGGUUGAGUGCGACUUAGAACUUUCCGGGAAUUUAUUCCCUAAAGAAAGCAGUUCCUUCAAGGCAUGUUAUAAACGCUCACUAAGUGGAUAUCGAACAGUUAUCGAGUGCCGCAAAGUGGUUAUCAAGUGUUUGUAAGGUGAAGAGUACCAUUGAGCAUGCGCAACUGCAAAAGACUGCUGAUUCUGCUUGGUUUAUUCAUUAUAGUGGACUCGGCGCACGUGGAAGAUGAAAUCAACAAGGCACAAUGUGGAAGACAGUUUCGCCGUUCCCUGACGCACAUACGCAAGAGAUUUCUUGGGUUGAUCGACAAGAGGAUUGUGGGCGGGGUCGUGAGCAGUGAAGGCCUAUGGCCAUGGCAAGUGGCACUACUGCUGAACGAUCGUCAGGUGUGCGCGGGCUCGCUGAUCGAAGCUCGAUGGAUAAUUACCGCUGGCCAUUGUUUUAAAGAUCCUCGCUCAUCCGCUGAUCCCGACAAGUGGAAGGUACUUCUCGGUGAAAGGCGGCGUCACUCAUCCAAAAGACACUUUGAGCGCGCCCAGCAAGUGAAGCGAAUCAUCGUACAUCCCAAGUUCAAUGGAAAGUUUGUGAAUGGCGACUUUGCCGAGCCUAUCGACUAUGACAUAGCGCUUCUGGAAUUAGAGCAGCCAGUGCUGUUUGACAAUCGCGUUUAUCCGAUAUGUCUUCCACCGUCCAACAUGGAGGAGCCUGCUGGCAAGAUCUGCUACAUUACCGGGUGGGGAAGGAAUGGCUGGCGAGGACACAGAUCAAAAUUCCUCAAACAAGCCGCUCUGCCGCUUGUAUCACGUGACCAAUGCAACCGCAUGGAGUCGUACAAUGGUCAAGUGCACAAGACAUCACUGUGUGCGGGGUUUAAUGACGGCAGUGUUGACGCAUGUCAGUCAGACAGUGGCGGGCCGCUGGCUUGUCAGGACGGCGGGCGCUGGUACUUGACCGGUGUAAUCUCCUGGGGAAAGCAGUGCGCACGGCCGCUCAAGUAUGGCGUGUACGCAGAUGUGAGGGUCCUGGGACCGUGGAUUAGACACGUGAUUCAGGACGUGAACAAAAGUGAAAUGUGAAGCGACCAGCUCACGCUUCCCGUAAUACAUUGCUAUAGCAGUCAAUUACUGGCGAAAGCAAAUAUUAAAAGAAAAAAUAAUUAAAAACUUUGUAUAUUCCUUUAUGGCAAAAGUCUGCGGAUUAUUUAGAGUUUUGGUUGAUCAUAGAACCUUAAGGUAUGGUGAGGCGUGUCAUAAAGGGGUAUACGCCCGGGGCAUGCGAUUUUUGGAUUUUUUUUUUUUGCUUAACCAACGCUGUAUCUGUCUUGUGAUGUAUAAAAUAAAAGUAUUUAAAACUUU